This is a messenger RNA of Suncus etruscus (white-toothed pygmy shrew), 1884 nucleotides long. It is a transcript of the gene TXNRD2, whose product is annotated as thioredoxin reductase 2. Lineage: Eukaryota; Metazoa; Chordata; Mammalia; Eulipotyphla; Soricidae. Gene Ontology annotation, cellular component: mitochondrion; cytosol. The coding region runs from base 283 to 1563 and encodes 426 amino acids. Gene Ontology annotation, molecular function: flavin adenine dinucleotide binding; glutathione-disulfide reductase (NADPH) activity; thioredoxin-disulfide reductase (NADPH) activity. The transcript is spliced from 18 exons. Gene Ontology annotation, biological process: glutathione metabolic process; cell redox homeostasis; cellular response to oxidative stress. The record is from RefSeq and is a predicted model, not a curated record.
GGCGCCGCUCUGUGGGCGCCGCGCGGCUGCUUCGGGGCCCGGCUGCGGCUGCGGGCGCUGGGCGCCGGCGUGCGGGGGGCGGCGAGGGCCGCGGCAGCAGGAAAGCAGGACUUUGAUCUCCUGGUGAUUGGAGGAGGGUCUGGUGGCCUCGCCUGCGCAAAGGAAGCUGCUCAGCUGGGAAAGAAGGUGGCGGUGCUGGACUACGUGGAUCCUUCCCCCCGAGGUACCCGCUGGGGACUUGGUGGCACCUGUGUGAAUGUCGGCUGCAUCCCCAAGAAGCUGAUGCACCAGGCGGCACUGCUUGGGGGUUUGCUUCAAGAUGCCCCCCAUUAUGGCUGGGAGGUGGCCCCCUCGGUUCAGCAUGACUGGAGGAAAUUGGCCGAAGCUGUUCAGAACCACAUAAAGUCCCUGAAUUGGGGACACCGUGUUCAGCUGCAGGACAGAAAUGUCAAGUACUUUAACCUCAAAGCCAGAUUUAUCGACAAGCACACCGUCUGCGGGGCUACCAAAGGUGGUAAAGAGACCCUGCUCACUGCCAAUCACAUUGUCAUUGCCACCGGAGGGCGGCCAAGGUAUCCUGAGCAAGUCGAAGGGGCCCUGGAAUAUGGAAUCACGAGCGACGACAUCUUCUGGCUGAAGGAGUCUCCCGGGAAAACAUUGGUGGUUGGAGCCAGCUACGUGGCCCUGGAGUGUGCCGGCUUCCUCACCGGGAUCGGACUGGACACCACGGUCAUGAUACGCAGUGUGCCCCUCCGAGGCUUCGACCAGCAAAUGUCUUCCUUGGUUACGGAGUACAUGGAGUAUCAUGGCACCCAUUUCCUGAGAGGCUGCACCCCCUCCAGAGUGAGGAGACUCCCCAACAACCAUCUGGAAGUCACCUGGGAGGACAAAGCAACUGGCAAGAAGGACACGGGCACCUUUGACACUGUCCUCUGGGCCAUCGGUCGAGUUCCAGAGACCAGAAGCCUGAAUUUGGAGAAGGCUGGUGUGAAAACCAACCCUGACAGCCAGAAGAUCUUGGUCGAUGCCACAGAAGCCACCUCUGUCCCCCACAUCUUUGCCAUCGGAGAUGUGGCAGAGGGCCGGCCCGAACUGACCCCCACGGCCAUCAUGGCUGGGAAGCUCUUGGCGCAGCGACUCUGUGGCCAGUCCUCGGCACUGAUGGACUAUGACAACGUGCCCACGACCAUCUUCACCCCACUGGAGUAUGGCUGUGUGGGGCUGUCAGAGGAGGCCGCUGUGGCCCACCAUGGCCAGGAAGGUGUGGAGGUUUACCAUGCACAUUACAAGCCGCUGGAGUUCACAGUGGCCCAGCGGGAUGCCGCCCAGUGCUACAUCAAGAUGGUGUGUCUGCGGGAGCCCCCGCAGCUGGUUCUUGGCCUGCACUUCCUCGGCCCCAACGCAGGCGAAGUGACUCAAGGAUUUGCUCUGGGGAUCAAGUGUGGGGCCUCCUAUGCGCAGGUGAUGCAGACGGUGGGUAUCCACCCCACCUGCGCUGAAGAGGUGGCCAAACUGCACAUUUCCAAGCGCUCAGGCCUGGACCCCACAGUGACAGGUUGCUGAGGUUAAGCCGCCAUCCCUGCCAGGCCAGGCCACGGUGCACCGCCACUCCCACCCCCCACCAGGCUCCACAGAGGCUCAGAACUGGAAACCAGGCCUGGGAGAGCCCUGAGCCCAUCUGAUCGGGAGGCGUGUCUGGACCCAGUGCCCAUGUGGCCUGCAGGGAUGGCUCUGAAUCCUCACACUGUACCCCACAUCCUUUCCUACCUGGGCAACCCCCAUGUCAGAGUAUGACGACCUGGUCAGAAACCUGCCCUGCAGGCUGUCCAGGCCUGAACCCCAACCUGGCAUCUACGGAGUAAAAUAAAGAGGGUGUUUCCCUGA